Messenger RNA from Hermetia illucens (black soldier fly), 1297 nucleotides. RefSeq lists its product as uncharacterized. The coding region runs from base 269 to 1153 and encodes 294 amino acids. The record is from RefSeq and is a predicted model, not a curated record. Lineage: Eukaryota; Metazoa; Arthropoda; Insecta; Diptera; Stratiomyidae. The transcript is spliced from 5 exons.
UUAAAAUGUCGUAAACAAAGUGGUUGGCGGUCGUGCCGUGGAUUCCUAGUUAUUUUCUUAAUUUUCGCACGUUAUUCAGCUCUCGUUAUGUGUAUUUAUGUCGACAAUUGAAAGUUUGUGCCGAUCUGCAUUAGUUGAUUUCAUACAAACUGAGUCGUUGGCGCCGAACGCGUUAUGCUUUCAUCAAAUUGAAAGCUGCUUGCAUAGCAGAAUUCCGGAACGUUGGCAAAUUUGAUGGAAUUUGGCACUCGCAGAAAACCAAUCACAAAUGGAUAACUCUAAGAUGGACAAACGGAAAAAGCGCACGUCCUACCAGCAAUAUGUUAUUUACCUGAAAAUGCUCGAGGAUGAUCAGAUCUUCCGGACGGGAAUCAUUCCGCGCGACGUUGAGCUGAACUAUCUCACGCAUAAAUGGGAGGAAUUGGCUGCGAAAUUGAAUGAUUGCACUCACGGACCAGUUCUGUCGGCGGACGAGUGGAAGAAACGUCUGAACGAUUGGAAAAACUCGACACGAGCCAAAUUUCGCAAAUGUCAGGCAGAACAGUUCAAACAAAGUGACCGAGCUGAAUUGGCUUUAACUCCUCUCGAGGAACGAGCAUUACUUCUUUGGGGGCCGCUCAGUAGCAAAUCCCUUAGUAAUGCCAGCAACGAACAAAGUACAACAUAUAUCUUGCCUGAUCAACCAGAAAUCAAAACUGACAUUAUAUCUAUUAAAACGGACAAUGCUACAAAUGAAAUUAUUAUUGAACCGGCACAAAUUCAAUCUCAAACGAUACCAUUACCAGCGCUCACGCCACUACCACAGGAACCACAGCAAAAUCAAAAUAUCACGAUAUCUCCGUCCCCAGCUCCUUCGCAGGAGCUUGUGGAGAACGAGGAGGAAGAGAUAAAAACAAAAAGAAGACGGCACGAUAGUGAAGAUGAUCAGACGUUUGGAAUGUUGAAAAUGAAACCCAGUAUAUCCACCAAUGAUAUCAAAUCCCUCGCAAUCGAAUUGCGUCGUCUAGCUGAUGUCAAGGAGGAGAAACUGAAAUUCGAAAUAGCAAAAUUUAAAUUUAGGAAUCCAGGAUUCGAGUACAAUUAUCCAUCAUCUACAAGUAAUUACAAUUCAAAUGAUAUAUCAUGCAACGACAACGCAAUUCCCCCCUACUAAUCAAAAAGUAUGAUUUUUAUACUUAAAGUCGGUUAAGUUUAGUUUUAAUGCAAAAGUUUCUUUUAAGUUUAAUUUUAAAGCAAAGUUAAUUGUGCAUUUAAUCCCUAUGUUUUUAAAAUAAAUUGAAAACCUUGAUAUAAUCGA